Molecule: messenger RNA, 1378 nt
Organism: Alosa sapidissima (American shad)
Lineage: Eukaryota; Metazoa; Chordata; Actinopteri; Clupeiformes; Clupeidae
Gene: dctn5
Product: dynactin 5
Exons: 6
Coding region: 128-676 (182 amino acids)
Source: RefSeq, a predicted model, not a curated record
UCUGUCAACCAACAACAGCGGAAACCAGGGGAGCGGCUGACAGCCAGCCGAUUCAAGUUAACGUUACCCAGAUAUUCAGUGGCAGUCAUCGGGAGUUUGGCUAGUGAAUCCACAAUUCCAGUAUAUAAUGGAGCUGUGUGAAAUAUUGUACAACAAGGCAGAAUAUAUAGAGACGGCAUCGGGUAAUAAGGUUAGUCGGCAGUCGGUACUCUGUGGGAGUCAGAACAUCGUGCUUAAUGGAAAAACCAUUGUUAUGAAUGACUGCAUUAUCAGAGGCGAUCUGGCAAAUGUCAGGGUGGGAAGACACUGUGUCAUAAAGAGUCGGAGUGUGAUUCGUCCACCCUUUAAAAAGUUCAGCAAGGGAGUGGCAUUCUUCCCACUGCACAUUGGGGACCAUGUGUUCAUAGAAGAAGACUGUGUUGUUAAUGCAGCUCAGAUAGGAUCCUAUGUCCACAUUGGAAAGAACUGUGUCAUUGGUCGUCGCUGUGUUCUGAAGGAUUGCUGUAAAAUUUUGGAUAACACAGUCCUGCCUCCUGAGACCGUGGUUCCUCCCUUUACAGUCUUCUCUGGUUGUCCAGGCCUGUUUUCAAAUGAGCUCCCAGAGUGCACGCAAGAGCUGAUGAUUGACGUCACCAAAAGCUACUACCAGAAGUUCCUCCCUCUCAGCCAGAUCUAACACUCCUGGGUCAAUCUCCCACGGACCAAAAGAGAAAGGACUGGCGGCCCCAUCUUCACAAAGGUUCUCCAAGUAGGAGAGUAUAGAUGAAGGAUCAGUUUUCAGCUGUAGUUUGAAUGGAAACUGACAGAGGAAAUGGACCUAUGAAGGAUCUUUAUGACUAUGGGUCCACGUAUUUGAUAGGACUAGAAAUGCAUCUCUCAGGGUGGUGCAGACCUUAGGCCACCUGCUCGUUAUAAACAGUGAAUAUUCUAGUCCUUCACCAUUAAUUAAAGUCCUUAACUAUAUACAUGCCUUGAAUACCUUGUCAAUACUCAUCAAAAUAUGUUGUCAGAAUCAGAAGCUUUAUAGCGUGUGUUCACUGAUCAGCUAGGUUUUUCCAUUGUCAGUGAGUUUUCAGUUCCUCCCUCUGAAUCCUGAGAGUUGUCUCUGAGCCCUCUCUGUAUGUGGCAUCAUUGUUCCGUGCCUCUGUGCCUCAUCUGUUAGUUGAGGUUAGUGGCGAGAGGGGCCUUGGGUAUUGGAAGCAGAUCACAAGACAAGCCAUGUCACAUGAAAAACAACAUGACCGGUUUAGUUUGCUUUCCUGGCCUAUUAUUUAUUGUAUGUGUAACUGGUCUGCACUUGCAACACUAAAAUACUUCUUGCGAGCGGCAUUUUCAGAUUCACAUGGUUGCUAAUAAAUGCAUUUUUUUUAUUGUCUCA